AUGUUACCACUAGAACUCAACAAUGACCAUAUAUCCCACCUUGAUUACUUGGAUUUGCAGGUCGACAAACCGAUCCACUUCAUCGAAAUCAAGAUGACGGCUGAAUUCGACUUCGACCACCAAGAUGGCAUUUUAUCCUUCUUUCCUAGUAUCCGUUCAGCACUGCUUGCCUCUGAGCCUAUCGAGGAUGCUAAGGAGAAACACAUUUUAGAAGACAUGUAUUCAAUCUUUGCAGAUUCAUUUGCAUGUAUAGUUUGCCGUCGCAAAUUUAGAUGGGACUGCAUUCAGCUCCCAGAUGCAAUGCUUAAAAAGAUAGCAGCAUUAGACGAGGUUGAACACCAGCAUUCACCCAUUCCAGACAGUCCUCUGUCUACUGUGCUCUCUAAACGACUGGCGGACACCAAUAUCAGUGACUCGUACAUAUUUCCCGACCCUCUACCUCCUGCAGUUGUCUUGCCACAACUGGCAGAUGAAUAUGUAAUAGCAGACUGGCGUUCUUCCACCAGCUCCAUCGGCCCAUUGGUGUCGUCUCUCUCGUGCUCUACAAUUACAUUGCCUUAUUCCACUCACUCCUCUCUUCAUUCGCUGUCUGAAGAUGAUACCCAGGAAUGUGCCCUUUGUCCCAACCACUCAUAA
Suillus paluster is the source of this 636-nucleotide messenger RNA. RefSeq lists its product as uncharacterized. The record is from RefSeq and is a predicted model, not a curated record. The coding region runs from base 1 to 636 and encodes 211 amino acids. The transcript has 3 exons. NCBI's taxonomy places the organism in Eukaryota, Fungi, Basidiomycota, Agaricomycetes, Boletales, Suillaceae.